Molecule: messenger RNA, 555 nt
Organism: Peniophora sp. CBMAI 1063
Lineage: Eukaryota; Fungi; Basidiomycota; Agaricomycetes; Russulales; Peniophoraceae
Source: the annotation of a GenBank genome assembly
AUGGACCAAGUGUUCAACGCGAACCCGACCGUCUUCGUACCUACGAAGACCGCGAGCCGCCGUGCUGCGAAAGACUCGCUGUGGAUAUCUGACUCGGACGAGUCGGAUUAUGGGUCGGAUAAUGAGGCCGAGCCUAUAGACGCGGACGAGGUGUUCGACCUCAUCCGCUCGAUCAGCGACCCCGAGCACCGAUCUAUGACGCUCGAGAUGCUCGCGGUCGUCUCUUCGCCUCAGAUCACGGUUGACAAUGCGCGGAAUCACGUACUUGUCGAGUUCACGCCUACUGUACCUCAUUGCGGCAUGUCAACUCUCAUCGGUUUGUCAAUCCGCGUGCGCCUGUUACGCUCUCUGCCCGAUCGGUUCAAGGUAGACAUCAAAGUCAAGCCGGGCUCGCACAACAGCGAGCACGGAGUGAACAAGCAGCUUAACGACAAGGAGCGUGUGGCUGCUGCACUAGAAAACCCCGCCCUGGUCGAGGCGCUCGAGGUAUGCCUGCAGAGUGCAUGGAGGAGAGGCGCGCCUCCUGCCGAUGAGCACGAGGGUCACGAUCACUAG